Phytophthora sojae is the source of this 1005-nucleotide messenger RNA. RefSeq lists its product as hypothetical. The record is from RefSeq and is a predicted model, not a curated record. Lineage: Eukaryota; Oomycota; Peronosporomycetes; Peronosporales; Peronosporaceae. The transcript has a single exon. Bases 1 to 1005 code for a protein of 334 amino acids.
AUGGGUGAGCUGUUCGAAGUCGGAGAACAAGAUGGUGGUGCAGAAGAGGCAGGCAGUGAAGAGCAAGAGACGGAGUUAGAAGAUGAAGAGACGAAGACAGAGGAAGCCGGUCGCGCCAGAACCGGGCCUAUCGUCUACAACGGAUUCUACUAUGCGCGAUAUCACGACUCCGCAAGAUCAACAAACUAUCGGUGCAGCUCCCACAAGCGGACCAAGGGCAAGGCCAAGGUGUACCACCGCGCUGACGGGACCAUAAUUCAGAGAGGAGAGCACAAGCCCGGCUGCAAUCGCGAAAUUAUGAGGGAUAUUCCAAGCGAACGACCUCCGUCAGCACCUGUUCUCACUGCCGACAUUCUGGAGGCGAUCGACGAACUUGCGCUUGAGCAGCCAACGCUCAGUCCACAGGAGGUGUGGGACCACAUCCGCAAAGAGUUCUUCCAAAGCCCGGGCAGGAUUACAAGCGGUUUAACCAAAAACCAGGUAACAGGCCGGUUCUACCGAACGAAGUUGAAAAGCUUCGGCAAUGAUGUGUUUGUCCAAAUCAAGACGGACCCACUGUGCAGCGUGCGAGAAAACCCCAGUCUGAAGUUCUUCCAGUAUCACGGCUCCUACUACGAGGGCGAGGCCCUGCACCACUUCAUUUUGUGGGGGCACCCUGCUUUGUUGGACCGAUUGAGGGCUCGGCAAACUUCGCUUUUCGUUGACGGGACAUUCCGCUGUGUUCCCGCGAACUUUUACCAGCUGGUAGUCGUGAUGGUGUACGACACAAUCUCGAAUCUGUACAUUCCAAGCUGCUACGCGCUGGCUACGGGGAAAACCACCAAGGUGUACGACUACGUCUUGUACCACACCAACGCCUGUUUUGACUUUGCAAUGGACCCUGCAUUCAUCACGUGCGACUUUGAACAAGCUCUGAUGAACGCUGUCAAACAUCAGUUUCCCCGGGCCAAACUCAUCGGCUGUCUUUUUCACUUCAUCAUCAUCAUCGAAGACUGCCUGCCCUAA